Molecule: messenger RNA, 6464 nt
Organism: Drosophila eugracilis
Lineage: Eukaryota; Metazoa; Arthropoda; Insecta; Diptera; Drosophilidae
Gene: pigs
Product: GAS2-like protein pickled eggs
Exons: 10
Coding region: 1104-4061 (985 amino acids)
Biological process (GO): actin crosslink formation; protein localization to microtubule plus-end; microtubule bundle formation
Cellular component (GO): cytoplasm; microtubule plus-end; stress fiber
Molecular function (GO): cytoskeletal adaptor activity; actin filament binding; microtubule binding
Source: RefSeq, a predicted model, not a curated record
AAGGCUAUAACGGCAUCUUUUGGGUCUGUAUUCUUGAGAAAUUUAUAACAGUUAUGUAAUGAUCCUUUAAAAAGGAUAUCCUGGUUAUUAUAACCAUUAUAAAGGUAGUUUUCCGACACCUACUACACCUCCCAAAGCCCACUGUGCCCCUUUUCGGUGUCCAACUAUUGUAAUACCUUCUGCUUCUUCUUCUUCUCCUUCUUUUUCUUCUUCUUCUUCGGAUUCCUUUUCGUAUUCUCUCUCCAGGAAUGAAUCGAAAUAGUUGGGCAAGGACUUGCGCGGAAGCUGCUGGGUAAAUAGGGGGGAGGCAGCGGUUAUACACCUUAUAUUGGUCUCUGGCCACGAAAGUUGCAACAACCCUGUCGGUGUUCUGUCGUUCUUGUGGCACAAACUUUAGUCUUCGGUCAUAUGGUCGCCCGUCGAGUUGCGGAGUUUCUGCGGUCUCGCGGAGUCGCCUUCUCGCGGUAUUUCGCGUCCACUCCAAACAUCCUGUGCUACUAAAACUUUUCGAUUUCCCUUCCGUUUCCGUUCUCGUUCUUCUUGCGAUUUUUCUAUAUACUCGUACAUUUGUUUUUUUUUUGUAUAUAGUUUGAGUGCAUAUGUGUGGUGUGUGUGUGGUGUGUUUUUGGUGUGUUUGCAGUGAAUAUGAAAUAAAAAAAAAAAACAUUGCUGUUAUUUUUUGUAGCACACUUACCGUUAUAAUAAUAACGUGCUUCCUUGUCUGGCCGAUUUUUCGGUGCCGCCUCUCCCGUCGUCGCGUGCAGAAAACGUUCCGGCCCGCCCAGCUGUGGAAAACCAACAGAAAAGAACAAGAAACCGAACAGAAGAAGAAGGCGCCCAGUGGAGAGAGAUAUCAACACCAGAUCGCUUAAAAUAUCGAACCGAACCAAAACGCUAAUCCGAACCAGACGCGAUGCACUGCAGCCAAACGCGUAACGAAAACACGACGACCAAUCUUUGCUAAGGUCCAAAGAAAAUCGCAAACAAAAAUUAACAUUAAAAAAACAACAACAAAAUUAAAAACUUCAAAAAUCGAAAUUGAAAACUAAGAAAAAGUAGAUUAUUAUUUUUCUUUUGGAGGAUUAAUAAAUAAACCAAACGCAAUGGCCAUGUUGGAGGCAAGGUCUUAUAGGCCAUUCAAGUCCAGCGAGGAGUAUCUGGAGGCCAUGAAGGAGGAUCUGGCAGAAUGGCUUAGCACACUGUAUCCCGAACUGAGCAUCAAUGCUGAGAAUUUCAUGGAUCGUUUGGACACAGGCGUGGCAUUGUGCAAGCACGCGAAUUAUGUGAGGCAGGCGGCAGAGGAUUAUCUGGCACGGCGACAGGCCCGCAACAAAUCGAUGACCCGCUCGAUGACCUCGGGUCUGGCUGGGCCAAUUCUAGCCCUGGGCAAUGUCCAUUAUCUUCCGGCCGCCAAGAGUGGCACCUUCUUUUCCCGCGAUAAUGUGUCGAACUUUAUAACCUGGUGCAGAAAAAGCCUUAAGAUCAUCGAGUGCCUGCUUUUCGAAACGGACGAUCUGAUCAUGCGCAAAAACGAAAAGCAUGUGAUCCUGUGCCUCUUGGAGGUGGCACGCCGUGGUGCCAAGUUUGGAAUGCUGGCUCCCAUGCUGGUGCAAAUGGAACGACAAAUCGAUCGAGAGAUCGCCGCCGACAUCAAGGCCAAUGGUGUCGGUUCAUCGGAAAACGGUACCCAAACGGAGGCCAUAAAUUCCGGAAAUAGUACGGCCACAACGACGACAAUAACGACCACUACGGUGGAAACGGAUCUGUAUGAUGACAGUGAUGAUUCGGAGACCGAAGAUGAUGGCGAUGAGAGUCCCGUGCUGAUGUACGGCCCUCAGCCUCAGAUAAUCACCAACGAUCUGAAGAGUCUCGACGAGAUGGUCAGGGAUCUGGUUGAAAAGUGCACAUGCCCCUCACAGUUUCCCAUGGUCAGAGUAUCCGAGGGCAAAUAUCGCAUCGGCGACACUAAAGUUCUAAUCUUUGUGCGGAUUCUACGUUCUCACGUGAUGGUGCGCGUCGGUGGCGGUUGGGACACAUUAUCCCAUUAUCUGGACAAGCACGAUCCUUGCCGUUGCCGCGCCCAACAUCGCAGUUCUGUGGCAGCCCGCCUUGUUCCCCGCCAGUCACCGAAUCACAACCCCAGCAAUGGCAUCGAGCUCCACAAGGCACAGGUGAUAUUCGAGAGGUCACCACCAGCAGCUCGUCGAGUUUUCAACAGUCCUAAUUGCAAUGGCGGAUCAGGAGCAUCGGCAGGAACAGGCUUAGCCAGCGGAACAGGAUUAUCAACAGGAGCAGGAACAGGAGCUGUGGGCUUAGCCCCAACUCCGCCGCUUCAGAACGGCCACAGUCUGUCGCCGAAUUCAGGAAAAUACCGCAGUCGCAGCCCAACGCCGCAGCGCAAGUUUCUCAACCAACAGACGAACGGAGGAAGCAGUGCAUCCGCAACGGGAUCCAGCCAGACAGUCACCACAGAAUCCCCCAACAGCCAGCUACUGGGAUCGCCCAGCUUGGCCAGGCGUUCCAUGUCGCCAAGUCCUCGUCGUUUAAUCGACAUGCGUAAGAAACAGAACUCCUUGGAUUCGUAUAGUAGUGGUCCGAAAUCGCUGCCCGGCUAUAGUUGCUCCUUGGAGGAGGCAAACGGAGGUUCUACUGUCGGAUCGGCAGCAGGUGGAGUGAGUACAGUAUCGGGCACUGCAGCGGAACAGGGUGGCGCCAACAAAUUCGAGAAUAUCAGUGAUAAUGGAAGUGAAAUCAGCGACGAAGGCUACCGCAGCCUGGGCGUCAUCCAAUCGGGUGCCCAAAAACGUGAGUCCCUACACAGUCAGGCCUCCAUUGAGGACGCUGAAAGCAAUGCGCGUCUGGAUCAGACCUCAAGUGACUCGCAGAUCUCGCCCUCCGAUGAGCCGGCGGAAAAGACAGCCGUGGAUAUUUUGGAAGUGGAAGAUCUAAAUGGCCAGGAUCGUGAAGAGGAGCACGAGGACUAUUCCGUGUGCGAUGGUCCACAAUCCUUGCCAGCGAUUCUCUCCGGAGCCCAAAAACUAAACGACAAAUUCGAGCAAUCCGGAGUCUUUAUAACCGACGAUGAGAUCACUGUGGACAUGGCCAAAACCGAGGAUCAAUCCGCGACUCGUGCCACGGGUGUUCCAACAACCAAUUUAAGCAAGAUUCCGCGAUCCCCGCUGGCGCAACGACGCCGCCGUAGUAGUAUCGAUAAUAGUACAUGCAGUGGAGCCGGUGGAAGUCUACAGGAUUUGAGCAGCCGAUCGGGAUUACCGGCUCCGGCUUUCAGCCGUAAGCAGCCUGUUUAUCGAUCCGUGCGAACGCGUAAUUCUACUGGAACUACAGCUGCUCCAGUGGCACCACCUCGAUCCCGUCAAGCCACCCAAUUGCCCAUGGUGCGUGAUGUCACGAAUACGUGGAGUGGACGAGCUACGGGGGCACCCAAAAGGAGACCUCAAUGCACCGCCGAUACCUUUGUGGCUCCCUCAAAUGGAACAGCAGCGGGAGGAGCAGGAUUCUUUGAACGAAAUGGCAAGGGCCGCUCCUCGCAAAUCCUUUACGACAGCAAUGGCCGACGGGUGAGAAGUGGAGCACCGGGAUGUACCAGUUCGCUGACCACGUCCCCUGUUAAGAACCAUGCCUCCUCACCGCUGGCGCAACAACUCCUGGAGGCGGCAAGCAGCGCCAAGAACGAUGCCCAGAUUCUAGAGAAGAUGAAGUCCCUGCUCUCACGCUAUGCGGCUGGUAACCAAGCGAAAGCAGGAGCAGUACCUGGGGCAGCAGCAAAUAAGAAUAAUAGUAAUGGCAAGAAGACACCGGUCUAUGAAGACUUUACCACGGCCUGGGUGCACAGCAACGGUAAUCUUGAGCGUUCGGAGAGCUGUUCUCCACCGGCUAAGGCUCGAUCUAAAAGGAGUUCCGCUGCAAGUUCCUGUGAGAGCAACAACUCAAAUGCAGGAGGAGCAGGAGCAGCAGGAUCAUCGAGUGUGGUAUCACCUAGACGGGAGAGAGGCAUGUCCAAGAUCCCGGCGCCAGUUCGCCAUCACACAGAGCUUUACUAGCAGCGCCGGAGGACGCCAAGCGUCCAGGUCCGUUUCCAAGCCAAGUCGAGGGUUUUCUGAAAAGCCUCCAAGCGAGCAGAGGAGCAAGCAGAUGUGAAGUGAAGAUGUCAAAUGACUUGGGAAUUUUGGGGGUAUAAGAUAGGGAUAAGAUAGGGUUAAAGCCAAGCUGGAAUUGUCUGCUGCUGCUACGUCGUGUGUGUGUGCGUGGAGAUCAGAGUAAGGAUAGAGUAUCUAAAGAUUUGAGCCCAAAAGAUAAGGUUUUUUUAAUGAGGCCAUAGAAAGUUGAAGAAAGAACCCCAAGAAAACCUUCUGGUAUAUAUAUAUUUCGCCAGGAGUGAGCCAUAGCUAUAGGAUAAACCCAAAUCGGAAUCAGGAUCGAAAAAAUGUCGAGUGAAGAAAGCAAAACUGAAACUGCCUCAAGGACAGACAGGUCAGAAUCCCUAGCAGCCAGAGACCCCUAAGCAUAUCUCCCUUAUCAACAGCUCUAAGUCUGAGCAUUUUAUCUCUCUUUAACUAUAAACUAUAUUGUGUCCCCCGCUGUAAUCGUCGUUAUAUAAUCUCUCUACGUUAUCAACUCUCUCUUUCCGUAUAACCACUAAAAUAUAAACAAGCUUCAAUUCCCUAAAGCUUUAUAUUUCCAAAUAAGUCAGUUAUUAUUUUUGCAACUUCAUAAAAUACCAAAUAUAUAAGCAUUUGAUUUGUAUUUAAAGCUACGAUUUUUUUGGGAUAGCCCAAGUUUUAGCUUUGAUCUGCGCUGAUCUAGGGUAAUGAUUAUAUUAUACCAUAUAUGCAAUCCAAUUUUGAGACUCGAGUAAAAAAUUUUAAAUCAAUUUUUUGUCUAGACCUAGAACAGGAAUUUUAAAUCUACACAAAAGCCACAAGCAAACCAAUAUCGGUUAUAUAUAUAUAUACAUAUAUAUCUAUUUAAAAUCAUACACACAAAAUCGCAAAUACAUAAAGGACGCAAUAAAUAGUUUUCUAGAAAUUUUUAAAACGUAAAGCCAACAAAAUUCUUAAGAUUCGAUUUGUAGCGAAGCAGAAUUAAAUUAUUUUUGUACGCUUGAGAUCAGGAUGAGAAGGAGAGAUCGUGGGAUCUGGAAAGAUGAAUAGCUUUUAGACAACUCGACUUUUACAGUAUAUAUAUAUACAAUAAAGAGUGGAUUCGGUUAGGGAUAUAGCAAGCAAGCAUAGCUAGGAAAUGAAGCGACCGCCCUACCCCGCAAACACCUCCGAUAAGUGGGUGCUCCUUAGUCCUUCGGGAACUCAAAAAUCACGCUCUUCAAAACCCACAAAACCUGCGCCACCAAAUACACACACACACACACAGACACACAUCACGCCAUGAAUACAGUGCGUUUCGAGAUUGUAAGGCAGUUAUAAAAAAAAGUUUAGUUUGAAUUUAAUGAUGAAUUACCGUUUAAUCACAUGAUAAAUUAAUACAAAAUCAAAAAAAGACUAUCGAAUUAAUAACCUAUAACGAAAGCGAUGAUAUAACAGCUAUAAAACGCACUGUAUUUGCUAGCUACCUUAUGACACCUAUAAACAUAAAAACUAUAUAAAACACAAAACAAGAAAAACGGUCACAAAAAAAAGGAAAAUAACUGAGAAACUAUAGCUUUUGAUGGGACAGAAGGAUAUCGUUAUAUAAAGUUAAUAAACGAACGAACCAUAGCAUAAUUUUCAGAAUCCUUAAACUUUCUACAACUAUGAAAAAUAUAAAUUUUAUAAUUUUUUUUUUUUUUUCGUUAGCUUUAGCAAUGUUAACAUAUAGUUUAGUACAUCGUACCUAUGGAUCAUAUAACUAUAUAGAUUGUAAAUUGUGUUUGUCUAAUUGCUCUCCAAUGUUGUAUAGUUCUUAUGUACUCGUAAAAUCGGCCUUAAUGUUCAGUCUGUCGAUACCUUAUAUCAAUUUUAUAUUAUAUAAUUAUUUUAUUUUUUCAUUUUGUAUAAUUUCUAUUUGAAUUUAAGUUGCGAUUUUCAGCUUUUUAUUGUACACCAAAUGGAUACCAAUUUAUGUAUAGAAUCGAAGUGGCGAAUAAGAUCGCAACCAAAAUAAUUAAUGAUUAAUUGUUUAACAAUUAAAUUGUUCCAAUACACACACACACACACACACACACAUAGACAAAAGAAACAUCCACACAUACACACCUGACCCGUGGUGUAAUUAUAAUUAUAGAGAAUUAAGCAAUUUUCCCCGAUUUUCAUGCCAAAAGGCUGAUAAAAAAUCAAACGAAAAAGAGGAGCAUACAGACAUUGCACCACGGGUUCUCGAGCGCUGGCCAUGAUGAGCAUCGCCAUCGAGUCGCAUCGCAUAUAAUAUAUAUAUAUAAAUAUAUGUAUUUGGAUAUAUAUCGCAGAACAUAUAAAGUGUAUUUUAAAUACAGCUAAAAGUGUAAUUAUCAA